Messenger RNA from Rhododendron vialii, 875 nucleotides. RefSeq lists its product as uncharacterized. The transcript has 3 exons. Bases 106 to 675 code for a protein of 189 amino acids. The record is from RefSeq and is a predicted model, not a curated record. Lineage: Eukaryota; Viridiplantae; Streptophyta; Magnoliopsida; Ericales; Ericaceae.
UCACUCUCUUAGUACCGAUAACAAGAACAAAUUGACAAGAAGCAUUGCAAUUAAGUUUCACCAAACAAUAACCCGCAUAAGAAUAUAGCUCUCUGAACCCCAACCAUGUCCGUAGCUUUCUCGCAGCAGAGCUUUCUAACCAACGCCCUCACUCCAACACGCAAACCCAACAGAAGUAGAAAGACACUGAUUCCUGUGAAUACCAUACCAACCUCACGUUGUGGGUACCAGCCAAAUGAACCCAAAGAUUCCCCCAGGAAAGUUGAGAACCAGUUUGCUAAGCUGGCAAUAGUGACAUUGGCAGCUGGCGUUUUGACGCUCGGGUCGGUAGACCCUGCAUCGGCCGCCAAGACAGGCGGUCGAGUUGGCGGUCAGGCUUUCCGGUCAUCGUCCCCCCGGCCUUCCGGACCAAGAACCAAUAAUUCAAGGACCAAUGUUUAUAUCAAUCCUCCAGUUGCUCCACCCCUAGUUGGUGGCUACGGCUACGGCUAUGGUGUACCGUUUUAUGGAGGAUGGGGUUGGUCGCCAUUUUCAUUCUUUGCACCUGGUCCGAGUGUUGCAGUUGGCAUUGGAGGUGGAUUCGAAGUGCUUGCUCUCUUCAUAUUUCUUGGAGCCGCUUCUGCUGUCAUCAGGAGAUUCUUCGGUUCAAGGGAAGAAGAAGAUGACGAUUACUAGUACGACCUAAACCUUCUUAUGCAUGCAUCAACUCAAGGUAGUUUUGUUUAGGGGGCUACUAAACAGCAGGAUGUCGUAAUUAUGGGCAUUCAACAUGUAACUAAAAUGAACCUCUGCGUUAAUUCCCUUACAAAUUGCAAUGGUGAUGAUGCCAAUCAGCUCUUGCUUGAUGUGAUAUUUCUAGUUUGAUUUUCGAUGCA